Molecule: messenger RNA, 7066 nt
Organism: Myxocyprinus asiaticus (Chinese sucker)
Lineage: Eukaryota; Metazoa; Chordata; Actinopteri; Cypriniformes; Catostomidae
Gene: zbtb16a
Product: zinc finger and BTB domain containing 16a
Exons: 7
Coding region: 165-2180 (671 amino acids)
Biological process (GO): regulation of transcription by RNA polymerase II
Cellular component (GO): nucleus
Molecular function (GO): RNA polymerase II cis-regulatory region sequence-specific DNA binding; protein binding; DNA-binding transcription factor activity, RNA polymerase II-specific
Source: RefSeq, a predicted model, not a curated record
AGAGCGGGUACUGUGAACUGCGUUACAAUGCUACUGCCCUAAUAACCGCACACUCGGAAGCCAAACGUGCUACACAGAUUGACCUUAUCUUGUUUACAAAGAUAACUGAACAGACUGCUACGUAGAAAGACUCAUGAGUUGGCUGUGUGGAUUUCAGAGACAUUAUGGAUUUGACUAAAAUGGGUAUGAUCCAGCUCCAGAAUCCCAAUCACCCCAAUGCCCUGCUGCACAAGGCGAAUCAAAUGCGCCUGGCUGGCACGCUGUGCGACGUGGUCAUCAUGGUGGACAGCCAGGAGUUCCAUGCACACCGGACGGUGCUGGCCUGCACCAGCAAGAUGUUUGAGAUCCUCUUUCACCGAAACAGCCAACAUUACACUCUGGACUUUCUCUCUCCAAAGACCUUCCAGCAGAUUCUGGAGUAUGCCUACACUGCCACGCUCCAAGCUAAAGUGGAGGAUCUGGAUGACCUGCUGUACGCAGCAGAGAUAUUAGAAAUAGAGUACUUGGAGGAACAAUGCCUGAAGAUACUGGAGACCAUCCAGUCCUCUGACGAAAAUGACACGGAGGUUAACAUGAACGAUGGUGGCACAGAAGACGAUGAUGAGCGCAAGGGAAGGCACGGGAGAAACCAAGCAGGUUCGAAAAAGCAUUCCAUGGAAGAGGGCAGCUACAUAUUGGCUGCCCAGCAAGCACUGGCACUGCCCGGAAUGGUGGAUCAGAGUCCAUCUGUCUCCACCUCUUUCAGCCUCUCCACCAUGAGCCCAACCAAAGCAGCCGUGGACAGCCUAAUGAGCAUUGGCCAAUCCCUCCUGCAGAGCGGCUUGCACCCUGGUUUGGGCUCUGAACAUCCCCAACAUGGCAAUUCGCACCCCAUGAUGGGAGAGAUCAAGACGGAGAUGAUGCAAGUAGAUGAUCAUGCAGACCACGAGAACCCCAACACAAUGGAGCCCAACGCCUCCAGCAAUGGAGAGCGCAGCGGAGAACCUGACAAGAACCGUGACGGGCCUGGCACCCCUACCAGGAGCAGUGUGAUCACCAGUGCCCGCGAGCUCCAUUACGUCAGGGAUGAAGGUGUGGGGGACCAGCAGGCAGAGGUCAGCCAGAUGGGGCUGGAGGCCAUGGCAGGGAUGACUGAGAAACACUUGGCAUCACUGUACGGCUUGCCCACCAACCAUAAGAAUGAAGCGAUGCUCUCUAUGCCAGCUUCUAUGGCCUCGACUUUACACAUGUCCCCAGCCCUGGCCAUGUCCAUGGACUUCAGUGCCUAUGGGGGCUUGCUGCCUCAGAGCUUCAUCCAGAGGGAGUUCUUCAGCAAGCUUGGUGAGCUAGCUGCUGGAAUGAAGCCUGACGGCCGCAACCAAAACGAACGCUGCAACGUGUGCGGUGCUGAACUGCCUGACAAUGAGGCCAUAGAGCAACACAGGAAGCUACACAGUGGAAUGAAGACCUACGGGUGCGAGCUUUGUGGCAAACGCUUCCUAGACAGUCUGCGCCUGAGGAUGCACUUGUUGUCUCAUUCAGCUGGUGAGAAAGCCAUCGUCUGUGACCAGUGUGGAGCUCAGUUUCAGAAGGAAGACGCUCUAGAGGCCCACCGACAGAUCCACACAGGAUCAGAUAUGGCCAUCUUCUGUUUGCUCUGCGGGAAGCGAUUCCAGACACAGACGGCUCUGCAGCAGCAUAUGGAGGUUCACGCAGGCGUUCGCAGCUACAUCUGCAGCGAGUGCAACCGCACGUUCCCCAGCCACACCGCACUCAAACGCCAUCUCCGCUCACAUACAGCAGGUGACCACCCGUUUGAAUGCGAGUUCUGCGGCAGCUGCUUCCGAGACGAGAGCACACUGAAGGGACAUAAGCGCAUCCACACCGGAGAGAAGCCCUAUGAAUGUAACGGCUGUGGCAAGAAGUUUAGCCUCAAACACCAGCUCGAGACCCACUACCGUGUCCAUACAGGUGAGAAGCCAUUUGAGUGCAAGCUUUGCCACCAGCGCUCCAGGGACUACUCGGCCAUGAUCAAACACCUGCGCACCCACAAUGGUGCCUCGCCGUACCAGUGCACCAUCUGCCUGGAGUAUUGUCCCAGCCUCUCUGCCAUGCAGAAGCACAUGAAGGGUCACAAGCCCGAAGACAUCCCUCCAGACUGGAGAAUAGAGAAAACUUACCUGUACCUCUGCUAUGUCUGAGGAUGGGUAGGGCACAGGAGGGGAGGGGGAGUGGGUGGGAAGGAAUCACAGUCAGCUUGUCACUGCGGAGGAAAUGGACAGAGAAGGCAAAUAGGCACGUUUGUCACAGGGGCUGGGCAAGACAGAAUGGGAAAGGAUGGAAUAUAAAAAAGGCAGAACGUUAAAAACAAAAUCUUACCCCGUCAGUAUCGCAGUAUCUCAGCAUUGUGUUAUAGAUGUUCAUCUGUUCAUAGUAUAGUUCAUAUGGGAAAUUUGCUCUAUACAUCAGUCGUCAGCUUAUGUCCCAGGCAAGUAAAGGGAUAGUUCACGCAAAAAUAAAAAUUCUGUUGUCACUGACUCACCCUCAUGUUGUUUCAAACCUGUAAGACUUUAUUUCUUCCAUGGAACACAAAAGGAGAUGUUAGGCAGAAUGCUAGUCUCAGUCACUAUUCACUUUCAUUGCAUUUUUUUUUCCAUACAAUGAAAGUGAAGGGUGACUGAGGCUGUCAGGCCCUAACAUUCUGCCUAACAUCUCCUUUUGUGUUGAAAGACAGGAAGAGAAAGAAAUAAAGAAAGUCAUAUGGGUUUGGAACAACAUAAGGGUGAAUAAAUGACGAAAAGAUUUUCAUUUUUGCAUGAAUUAUCCCUUUAAAUAUCCAAAUAUGCCUUUAUAUCAGUCAUAUAACUCUAACAUCAACACAUUUCAACAAUAUUUCAACCUUUGACUCACUCUAAAAAGACGCACUCUACUGGUACAUAAUAGUAUAACUGUCUUCCACUGUAAAUGAGACAUUGUACCCUCUCCUUGUUUAUCUCUGAUAGCUGAUCUUCUUUUAUCAGAGUAAUUGCAACAGUGGAGUCGGUGCACAAAGCACUUAGAUCUGUCAGUAAUGAUGCACCAGUCAUGUACACAACAGCAAAUAUGGACUGUCAUGUUCAUCAGAGUCAUUACUGCAAUUACUGCAAACUGGGACAUAAGCUUCACACAAAACACAAUCAUAAUGCCUGGCUGACACUUGGUGGGUAGAUCCCUCCCAUCUCCCAUAUGAUUCACAUCAUUAAAGGCUUAUUGGUUUAACCAGCAUACAAAUCAGCUAAGCUCUCAAUACUCUGCUCAUCAAUGUCUUCAUUUUUAUUUUAUUUUUUUAAUGCUUAAUCUUUGGUUCCUUGGCCUAGUCACAUAGCUUCAUACUGCAUAUUACAAGCUCACGAUGACAGUUUUUGUUUGAUGUUUCCUUUCAAGUUUAUAUUGAUCAAAAUAAUCCGUUUAUGCACAGUGUACAUGUUUGUUUUUCGCUCUUCACUUAUCUCAUGUUUAAGUCCAUGUCUGGUCUGAAAAUCAGUUCAACACAUAGUAAUCAUUACGGUUUGAAGCGAGUAACUUGGCAAUACAUACAGAACAUCCAUUUCACACUAGACAUCGAAUCAACUGUUUGUGUUGUUGUUAUAGAGACCAAAAUGAUGACUAAAGCUGCUUUUGUCAGUGGCUUGGAGACAGAAUGGCAAUGACAUACAGGGCUCGUCCGCACAUAUCUGAAUGUUCAGUGAUUCGAGGCUUGGUCUGUCCAUGAGAGAACCGAACAGAUCAACUCUUUGGUUUUGUUCCUGUGCUUUGUCUGUGUUUCCUAUUAUACCUUGAUUAACUUCAGCACAUUGUACUUGAAUUACCUCAUUUUUUGUGACCUCGUGCUAGUGGUUUAAUUUUUUCUUUGUUUUUUCUUGUUUUAUAUUUGAUUCGUUUGCUUGUGUUCGUCUAAGUGCAGUGUCAAGCAGCGGAGAUUUAAAAAGCAGCGUGUACUUAAGGACUUAAGAAAUUAAGUGCCAUGGUGAAGAGAGAUGAUUUGUCUUUUGUUAACAUUGUUUGUGUUUUAAUCUUACCAAACUUGGUAUUAUGUUUUUGUUUUGUUUUUACGUUCGUUUUUUACUAACCCUGCUUGUUGAAGAGCUUGUGGGUUUGAUCAUUUUUGUAAGCUACCUCUAAGUUUUUUUUGUUGUUUUGCAAAAGCACAUUCAUUUGUGUUUGCAUUAUUGCAUCUUCAUCUCACACUUUCAAGUGUUGUCUGUUCAAAUUUGUAAGCGACAAGCAUGAAAGGGUAAGAUACGUGAGAACUGGUUAUAGGAAAAGUGUUAAAAAAAAAAAAAAAAAAAAACUUUCCCUAUCAGUCCCCCCUGACCCCUGUAAACUUUACCUUAAGAGCAGACAAGAGAUUUUUGAAGCCUUAAGUUUGGGGUAGGAGUUGAAUUGGGAGGUGUGUGCAUGUUACAGGUGAAUUGUAGUACUUUAAAGUUUGGGGUAAAAAAAAACAUUAAACUUGAAAAUAUGUGCAUAGAAUUGUAGUUUUGUAAUGUGAAAAAAGAAGAUUCGCAGAGCGUGAACCGCCAAGAACAGGUCAUAUGCAGCAGUGCAUUGUUGUGCGUUGGACAAUUGGGACUGCAAGUAGUAAUCAAAGCCGAAAGGAAGAAAAAAACAAAUCCUGUCAGUUGACAUGUUUCUUUAUAUGAGUGUAGUCCUGAGCAAGAGCCAGCAGAGGCCAUUUGAUAUAUAAAAUUGUGAUAUUUUUGUAUUCAAUGUCAGUCCCUUUUUCCAUUUGUUGAGGUUUCAGCGGGGCAAAACUUUGUAGUUUUUUUUUUUUUUUACAUCAUUAUUCUCUCGUUUGAAUCAUUUGCCUUUGCUCCUCUUCGGUAAUGGUGGACAGUGUGUGAUCCUAUAGUGAUAAAUGUUGCAUUCUGGAUGUCAAUACAUUGCAGGUGAAGGACUAAAUCAGCCACAUACUCCUUUUGUGAAAAUAACAAGAAAAAAAUGAUGUGAUGCCAAUGACGAUUGCAUUGCACACAAUAUCUCAAACAAUCAUGUUGCCAACUUUUUGUUUUUGUACUUGAAGUGACUAAAAAAAGAAGGGAUGGGGAGAUGCAUCAAAGGAAAAUGUAAUUGUUGUGUGUCUUGCCAUUGUUUUCUGGAAAACACUGUGAGUUUGGGGACAUUUCAUAUCCCUGUGAGAAUUAAAAACAAGUAGCGCCACGAUUAAGGCCGAAAUAUAUAUUUUCUGUGAAUGGCUAACGUCAACUGAUAUUAAAUGGGUAAAACAGAGUUUGCAAUAUGUGGCAACAAUACAAGAUAUUACAUCACCUACCAAUGUCAUUGUUCUCAAAAAAUCAGUUUUACUUUUUUAUUUUUUAGUGUGUGUGUAUGUGAGAGCACAUUAGUGUCAAAUGCACUAAUCCGAAAGUAAUGUUCCUUGCCACUUUUCUCUCAUGGUGAUUAAAAAAUAUUGGCAUUGAUGUAGUUCUUCCCUCAAUGAUCCUAUGACGUUUCUGUAAUAUCGUUGUGCCUAAAUGAACCUGUUGUUCAACAGAUUGUCCACAUAUAUCUGCUUAGUUUCUGUAUUUUCAAAUGAUUAUUGGUGUCUUCAGGGCUCCAGGGAUGCCAUGAUGAUCUCAGAAUUGGAAAAGAGUAUCCUCACUUAAAGACUUGAAGUGCUUGACAAGGGACUGAGCCAAGUGAAAGUGAAGUUGUUUUUUUAUUAUUAUUAUUAUUAAUUGCCAUUUGGUAUUUUUCAGUGGUUCCACUGGCAACUGAUCAAAUGCUGAAGUCCUGUAGUGUUUUAUACACAAUUCAAGAAGAAAAGUUACGUAAACAAGCUAAACAUUCCUUGGACUGGAAUAUGUGCAUUUUUUACAAUGAAUAUCCUGCUUUGAAGGACAAAAAAAAUCACGUUUGAGAAUCAAACUUUCUUUAACUACUAUGUUUUUCCACCUCAGCAACGGGUUUGCUGAUUAAACCUUUUAACAACAUCUCUUUAACGUUCUGUUGGAUGUUGAUGCGAUGUUACUGCCCCUACUCGACAUGUUUAUUUGUUGGUUAAAGUACUUAUUUUAAGGAAACAGUAAGCCAAGUGUCAUCAUUGCAUCCCUGGAGUUGGCUCACUGUGUUCCAGUGUGGUGUUCUAUAGAAAGAGUAGCCAUUUCAUGCUGUGUUGCUAUGCAUGUGCCAUUGAGGUCAAAACUAAACUGUUUGAGUAACAAAGCACCAAGACGUUGUCUUUUUAUAUAUAUAUAUAUAUAUUAGCACUGAGGACCAAUUGCCCUGAUGGACCAAGCGUUACAAAGCUUUUUAUGUAACAAAGCAGUUUCUCUCUCUCUAGCUCUUUUCUCCCUUUUUUCAUUCUCUCUCUGCCCACCCUCUUUUUUUCUAUUCUCUCUCUGUACUGUAUCUCCCUCUUCUCUGGCUUGUCUGUGAUUUAUUUUAAUUUUUUUUCUUGUGACAGCACAAGUGCCAGUCCAGUUGCUCUUUAAAAAAAAUAGUGUUUUGUUUGUGGGGUUUUUAUUUUCAUUGUUAUUAUUAUUAUUUGAAUUGUUAUAGUUACGUCUACCUCAGCACCAAAUCUUAGCCUAAUCUUAGAAGGUGCCCAAUUAUUAUUUUUAUUUCUUUCUGUUUGUUGACAAUUGUAAAAAAAAAAAAAAAAAAAAAAAAAACAUUAAUUUGCAGUAGAGCUUUGCAAAGGUCCUUUGUCUUUUCCAGCAACAUGCUAUUUUAUUUGUAGCACAUUCUGGGUGUCGUGCUACAGAUAUUGGCAUCAGUUUCCUGAUGUAGUCUUUCUUUCGGUGUAGGAUCGUACACAUCUCUUUGUAACAUUUCAGUGUUCUCUGAUGGAGUGUGAAAAAAUAAAGAAUUUAAAGAGAUUGAAUGCUGCAGGUUUUCUUCUCAGUGUUGUCACUAUGUAAAUUUUGUGCCUUUAAUAGUGAAAUAUAUUUUUUACAUCCUACUAACAGUAGAUUGUUUUUUGUAGUGAUUUGAUUUUUCUUUUGUAUUUUUUCUUUUAUUUUUAUUUAUGAGUCUCAAAAUAACAAUGUUCAGUUGUAUUCCUAAAAUCUGCAGUUAGAAAAAAAAAAUAAAAAAUGGACUUAAG